CCGCUGCGGAGGGACCCAGAGCGGCCAUGAUGUUCACCGAGCACCGGUCCAGCAACGACCCGAGCUCCGCCACCGCCGCCUCCGCCACGGUCCGCAGGACAGCGGACAGCCGGGCCUCCAGAGCCUCCGGGCCGGACAUGACGGUGAGGAUACGGACGUCGGAGCCAGGGCUCUGGUUCCAACACAUACCCGCCACCGUCAUGUUGACAUGUGACCUCUGCCAGCUGUUUAAUCAUGUGACCUCUGACCUCCAAACCCCCAGGGGUCUGAGUCAAAUGAUCGCAAAGGAGGUGUUUUAGAUGGCUCAUGUGUCCUGAACUCCUCCCCCGUCCCGGUCCUGGAUCUCCUCCCUCUGCUCGUCUGCUCUGACACCCAGACCUCAGGACUCACGUGGACUCGUCUGUCCUCGGCCUCCACACGUCCCACUCGUCUCACGCUUCCUCCGAUCCGGACCCGACUCGUCCGUCUGCGUCUGUCCGUCCAGGAUGAGGCGGAGCCGGGUGCUGCCGCCGCUGCUGUCCGUCCUGCUGGUGGGGGUCCGGCUGUCGCUCCAGGACCCGUCCCAGGUCCCUGUGUCCCAGCUGAGGACGCUGUCCCUGGGCCUGGCUCACCUGCUGCAGGGCGUGGAUGAGAACGCCAGGCGGCUGGAGCGGCAGGGGCAGCGGGCGGCGAUGGAGCUGGAGGGGGUGGCAACGGGGCUGGAGAACCUCCGCAAACAGAACGUACAGAGAGGACGGACCCACAGACAGGUGAGGAAGGAGCUGCAGGUCCACGUGGCCCAGGGAGACUGGCUCUGGAGGACCGUCAGAGACCUGCAGAGGCUCCUGCAGGAUCUGGAGACGGAGCAGGACGCCAUGCAGACCCGCCUGGACCGGAUCCUCCAGGAGGUGACGAGUCUGACCCAGAACGGAUCCACAGGUCGGAUCGACCACGGCGCCGUGAAGUUAAUUAUGGAUAAACAGGCGCGACGCCUGGCCUCUCUCACCUCAGAGGUUUCAGCCCGAGACCGACUGAUCAACAGACGCCGGCAGCUGAUUGAACACCUGGAGAAGCAGGUGUGUGACGUCCACCCGGUGGUGUUCAGGUCAGACGCCUCCAACUGACGAACAGCUGCAUCAACACGACGACACAACGCACGCCACAAGACACAGCCGCAAUGCAGUUGGGAUGUUCAACACGAAUAAAAGACACAACUGA
Messenger RNA from Sphaeramia orbicularis (orbiculate cardinalfish), 1197 nucleotides. RefSeq lists its product as uncharacterized. The transcript has 6 exons. The record is from RefSeq and is a predicted model, not a curated record. Lineage: Eukaryota; Metazoa; Chordata; Actinopteri; Kurtiformes; Apogonidae. Bases 486 to 1103 code for a protein of 205 amino acids.